UCUUUUGUGGCCUGGGGUAUCUGUAUUACUAGCACCGCCACCCCGAGACCAAUUUUUCCCGUUGUUUCGCCUUUACUUUUUAUGCUAUCCGCAUAUCUUGAAUGCUUAUUAUCGCGAGUAUACACCACACGCUCUGUUUGCGUCUCUAUACUCUAUUUUUCUCUUUUCUCUUUUCUCUUUUAUCGUACAUGUUGUGUUGUACUGCUCUUUUGGCGGCGUCAAGGCGCGAUCGAUUAGGCCGAUUAAGCCUCCUUUUCUUUUUCUUCCGACUACGAAGUCAUGGGAUUUGCAUUUUUGUUUCUGGCUGUAUGUUAUGGUAUACUGUAGACUUUUAGAGACAAGACGAAGAUGUCAUAAUCGCCUCUUUAUUGAUUUUCUAUGACUCUUGUAUCAUGAACUUUUAUUAAGUGUCUCGUUUUC
Molecule: messenger RNA, 420 nt
Organism: Xylona heveae TC161
Lineage: Eukaryota; Fungi; Ascomycota; Xylonomycetes; Xylonales; Xylonaceae
Exons: 1
Coding region: 102-335 (77 amino acids)
Source: RefSeq, a predicted model, not a curated record